Messenger RNA from Magnolia sinica, 868 nucleotides. RefSeq names its product thaumatin-like protein 1b. NCBI's taxonomy places the organism in Eukaryota, Viridiplantae, Streptophyta, Magnoliopsida, Magnoliales, Magnoliaceae. The coding region runs from base 92 to 820 and encodes 242 amino acids. Gene Ontology annotation, biological process: defense response. The transcript has 2 exons. Gene Ontology annotation, cellular component: extracellular region. The record is from RefSeq and is a predicted model, not a curated record.
ACAGGCGGUCCUGGUUCACCUAUAAAUCUAUGUAACAACCCUUCACCAUCUUACGAAGACCAGCAAAAGAAACACAUUUACGUUCUGCAAUAUGGAGAAACGAGUUUUCAUCUCCCUUGUUUUGGCUCUCCUUGUUGUAGGGGUGAAAUCAACAAAGGUGACCUUCACAAAUAGGUGCCCAUUCACAGUGUGGCCGGGCACGUUGAACAACUUCGGCCAGCCCCCGUUGUCCAAAACAGGAUUCGAACUAGCACAGGGUGCAUCAGAAUCACUAGAUGCACCCAUAGGAUGGGAAGGCCGGGUCUGGGGCCGAACCGGUUGCUCCACAGACCCUAAUGGAAGGUUCAGAUGCGACACAACAGACUGCGGCAGUGGUGUAGUCGCAUGCAACGACAUGGGUGCCGUACCGCCGGCCACCCUAAUCGAGUUCAAAUUCCAGGGUGACGGUGGCAAGGAUUUCUACGACACAAGCCUAGUUGACGGCUUCAACGUGGCCUUUUCCAUUGCCCCACAAGGCGGAACUGGGAAUUGUUCUGUUAGUAGUUGCCCAACAGAUGUGAACGCGAUCUGCCCACAAGUGCUUCGGGUCGCUGCACCGGCCGGUGGCGCGACGAUUGCAUGCAAGAGUGCUUGCGUAGCGUUCAACACUGACGAAUAUUGUUGCAGGGGUGCGUUUAAUACAUCAGAUACAUGCAAGCCUACGAGCUAUUCCAUGAUCUUCAAGAAUGCAUGUCCGUUGGCUUAUAGCUAUGCGUAUAAUGACGGUUCCAGUACUUUUACAUGCACCGGUGCUGACUACAUCCUCACCUUCUGCCCGUGAGCUCAAUAUCCUAUAAAAGGUUUUAUAUAUAGAGUAUUUGUAUUUGAA